GGAUGGCUCUGUCCGCGGCGGAAGGCGAGAUGGUGCGCGCGCUGUGGAAGAAGCUGGGCGACAACGUCGGAGUCUGCGUGGCCGAGGCCUUGGAGCGGACCUUCCUGGCUUUCCCAUCCACCAGGACCUACUUCGCGCACUGGGACCUGAGCCGCGGCUCCGCCCGGAUCCAAGCCCACGGCCGGAAGGUGGGCGCCGCGCUGACCCUCGCCGUGAACGCCCUGGACGCCCUGCCGGGCUCGCUGUCCGCCCUGAGCGACCUGCACGCGCGCGCGCUGCGCGUGGACCCCGCCCACUUCCAGCUCCUGGGCCACUGCCUGCUGGUGACCCUCGCCCGGCACUACCCCGGGGACUUCAGCCCCGCCAUGCAGGCCUCGCUGGACAAGUUCCUGAGGCUGGUGACGGCGGCGCUGGUCUCCGAGUACCGCUGA
Messenger RNA from Dipodomys spectabilis (banner-tailed kangaroo rat), 431 nucleotides. It is a transcript of the gene Hbq1, whose product is annotated as hemoglobin subunit theta 1. Gene Ontology annotation, molecular function: haptoglobin binding; heme binding; organic acid binding. The transcript is spliced from 3 exons. Bases 3 to 431 code for a protein of 142 amino acids. Gene Ontology annotation, cellular component: blood microparticle; hemoglobin complex; haptoglobin-hemoglobin complex. Gene Ontology annotation, biological process: hydrogen peroxide catabolic process; oxygen transport. The record is from RefSeq and is a predicted model, not a curated record. NCBI's taxonomy places the organism in Eukaryota, Metazoa, Chordata, Mammalia, Rodentia, Heteromyidae.